AUGCGCAGCUCUCAGGCUCCACGGCACAAAUCCAUCAGGGCCCGCUGGGCAGGGACAUUGAUUCGCGAGAAGCUAGCCGCUGAACUCAACGUUCUUCAAGAGAGAAAUGACCAGUCGCCGCUUGGUUUUCAAGGCUCGAAGCCAUACACUCACGACACGCUGCCUCGCAACCCUGAAUGCGAAGGCGGCAAAAGAACAGCCCCCGGUAGCGACGAGGGCGAGCAACCUCCACGCAAGGUCUCUACAUUUGCGAUGAUGUUGGACACUCUGGAGAUCCCCAAUCUCACUUGCGACAUCCUCGAGGCCAGUUUCAUGGUUGGCGGUCGCGUCUACACUCAUCGCUCCAGUGACCAGCGACAUGACUAUUACGAUGUUGGUGCUCUGCGGUGUCCUCUCAUUGCCAUCAUGGACCGCACAUUCAAACUCUUUGAGCGUCUCAAUGUGCCAACCGUUCCUUACAUCUUGGGGAACCCAAAAGCUCCCAAGCUAUUCAACGACCGCCUUUUCUCUGAAGAAUUCGACCCCUACCACGUCAGCAUCAAGAACGGCGGGUCUGUAGGCGAGGACGGAACGGUGCAUCUGCAAGUCCUGCUCGGUAAGCUCCGAAAGAAACACCAGUACAGGGCCUGA
Molecule: messenger RNA, 630 nt
Organism: Diaporthe citri
Lineage: Eukaryota; Fungi; Ascomycota; Sordariomycetes; Diaporthales; Diaporthaceae
Exons: 2
Coding region: 1-630 (209 amino acids)
Molecular function (GO): oxidoreductase activity
Source: RefSeq, a predicted model, not a curated record